Molecule: messenger RNA, 2788 nt
Organism: Chanos chanos (milkfish)
Lineage: Eukaryota; Metazoa; Chordata; Actinopteri; Gonorynchiformes; Chanidae
Gene: syvn1
Product: synovial apoptosis inhibitor 1, synoviolin
Exons: 16
Coding region: 188-2071 (627 amino acids)
Biological process (GO): ERAD pathway; proteasome-mediated ubiquitin-dependent protein catabolic process
Cellular component (GO): endomembrane system
Molecular function (GO): ubiquitin protein ligase activity
Source: RefSeq, a predicted model, not a curated record
GUUAUAACCAACUUCUAAGUUUGCGUGUUGUAUUGAACAAAAUAGAUAGCGGGGUGAGUUCUUUUAAAGGCACCUAACAGCUCAUUGCUGUUUGAAAUCGUAACGUGUUGUAUCCUGGUCCCGAGGACCGGAUUUAGUCGCUGCUAACACUAUCCCCUGGACUCGGCAGUUCUCCCCGUCGUACAAGAUGGUGCGCGCAGUGCUGGUGACAGUUACCAGUUUGGCGCUGACUGGGGCUGUGGUAGCCCAUGCAUACUUCCUCAAACACCAAUUCUAUCCGACUGUCGUAUACCUCACCAAAAGCAGCCCAAGCAUGGCAGUCUUAUAUAUUCAAGCAUUUGUCUUGGUGUUUCUGCUGGGAAAAUUUAUGCGCAAGGUCUUCUUUGGACAGUUGAGAGCUGCAGAGAUGGAGCACCUGAUCGAGCGCUCCUGGUAUGCGGUGACGGAGACGUGUCUGGCCUUCACGGUGUUCAGAGACGACUUCUCCCCCCGCUUUGUCGCCCUCUUCACCCUGCUCCUCUUCCUCAAGUGCUUCCACUGGCUGGCCGAGGAUAGAGUGGACUUUAUGGAGCGGAGUCCAAAUAUCUCUUGGCUCUUCCAUUUCAGGGUGUUGUCCCUGUUGGUUUUGCUGGGAGGUUUAGAUUUCCUAUUCGUAAAUCAUGCUUGUCACAGUAUCAUCACAAGAGGAGCAUCAGUACAGCUGGUCUUUGGCUUUGAGUACGCGAUUCUCAUGACCAUGGUUCUCACCACCUUCAUUAAAUACACCCUCCACAGCAUCGACCUACAGAGCGAGAACCCGUGGGACAACAAGGCCGUGUAUAUGCUCUACACAGAGCUGUUCACAGGUUUCAUCAAAGUGCUGCUGUAUGUGGCGUUCAUGACCAUAAUGAUUAAAGUGCACACCUUCCCUCUGUUCGCCAUUCGACCCAUGUACCUCGCCAUGAGGCAAUUUAAGAAAGCAGUCACUGAUGCGAUUAUGUCUCGACGAGCCAUCCGCAAUAUGAAUACGCUUUAUCCAGAUGCCACCCCAGAGGACUUGCAGGCGUCAGACAAUGUGUGUAUUAUCUGUCGAGAGGAGAUGGUCACUGGGGCCAAGAAGCUACCCUGCAACCACAUCUUCCACUCCAGUUGCCUUCGCUCCUGGUUCCAGAGGCAGCAGACAUGUCCCACCUGUCGCAUGGACGUUCUCAGAGCCUCCCAGCCCAAUCAGACUCCUGCUCCUGCUCCUCCACAGGCGCCUGCUCCUGCAGCUCCUGCUAAUGCUCCAGCACCUCCCGCUGCCAACGUUGCCCCAGGUAUGAUGCCCCACUUCCCCCCAGGCCUCUUCCCUUUCUGGGGUCCCUUCCCUGGGGCAGUCCCUGCUCCCGCUCCAGCCGCCGCCGCCGCCGCCGCUACACCUGCAGGAUCCACUGACGCUCCACAGACUGGCUCAGAAGGCACUCAAACCCAGGGGGCAGAAUCGGGGGCCAGUAGCUCGACCCAGCCUGGGACAGACAAUGCCAAUCCUGCAGCUGGCGGUGCCAUGCCAGGCUUCCCUUUCUCUCUGCCCCCACCCUUCCCUGCCGCCCCGUGGCUACCCAUGCCCCCACCCCCACCAUUCUUGUCUUCCAUGCCCCCUCCCCCGGCGACUCUGUCCACCAUGUCCGAGGCCGAGCUGGGGGAGCUGGAGAGGGAGGGGCGGCGCGGUUUGGAGGCGAGACUGCAGUGUCUCCACAACAUCCACACGCUCCUGGACGCCGCCAUGCUUAACAUCCACCACUACCUUACCACUGUGGCCACGCUCAGCCCCCCGCGGACGGAGAGCGGCAGCGGCGAGGCAAGCGGCCAGACCAAAACAGAGUCCUCCGCCCCCGCGGGCAGCACUGAGACGGUCAGCCAGGAGAACCAGACGCAGAGCAGUGAAUCUGUCAAUGGCGCUGCUGGUUUUUCCCAACCAGACUCCACUACGAUGGGAGAGAAGGAAGAGAGGAAGGAAGAGGAACCGUGCGAUGAAGACGGAGAGCCGAACGCCGCGGAGCUGAGACGGCGACGCCUCCGCAAGCUGGAGACCACGCCGCCUCCCGAGCACUGACGGGCCGACCGUCGAUUCUGACUGAUUUAGACACGGAAAAAAAAAAAGAAAAAAGGACUUCAAACAGCAGAACUGCGCUUCUCUCUUCCCCGUAAGCUCUCUGCGUACUGAGGAGAUCUCUGACGGAUUCAGGAAGAGAGAGAAACUUGAUUGUGCUCUUAGAUAUCAAGCCGUUUGAGGGCACUUUGCGAGGCCCCGCCCUGCCGGCCGACGCCUCGUCUCUUCGCUCGAAGCAAAAACUCGUGGUGAAACGUGUGCAAAGGACGCUCAGAUAAUCAAGCUGAGUUCUAGGUCAAAGUGACACGCGACAUCUAACAGUCCUUCAAAUCCACUAAGUUAAGUUAGUAUUUUUGCUAUUGAACUUGUCUAUCUGAGACUGUCUGUUGUUUUUUUUGUUUGUUUGUUUUUUUUCUCCUGUGCUGUCUCCAGCUUGUGUGCCUACUUGACAAAAUGGGCCCCAUUUAUUCUCAAAUACAUGGAGACGCUGCCAUUUACAGUCGGCGUGUCCAUUGUGGAAUACUGUUUUGUUUUUUUGUUUUUUUUUGUUUUUGUUUUUCAUCAGUGACUUUUCCUUGGAAUAUCUUGAUUUUGAAUUGGCAGACAGACAGCAGUGGGAGCUCAAGUGGGGGACUAAUGUAACCUGAUUUGUACAUACUGUAAAAAGAGUUUUAAUAGGAUGGUCUGUACAAACUGCUGAAUAAACUAUUCCAACCAGAA